AUGGGUCAUCGUCGAUUCUUGGACAAACAUCAUGCAUUUCGAGAUGAUGAGCGAUCUUUUGAUGGUACUAAAGAAAAAAGAACCGGAUCUAAUCCUUUAACUGGUUUUAUGGUAUUGGAUAUGUUACAUGGCUUCAAUAUCACUUAUGGAAAGAUGAGUACUAAUCCAGAAUUACCAUAUAAUUGGAAGAAAAGAAGCAUAUUCUUUGAAUUACCAUAUUGGAAGGAUAAUCUAGUGCGUCACAAUCUUGAUGUGAUGCACAUUGAGAAAAAUGUAUGUGAGAGCUUGCUUGGAACACUACUGAAUUUAGAGGGGAAGACAAAGGAUAAUCUAAAUGCACGUCUUGACUUGAAACUUCAAGGUAUAAGGCCUGAACUCCAUCCAAAAGAAAAUACAGCAAAUAAAACCAUCUUGCCUCUUUCUUGUUUCUCAUUAAAGAAACAAGAAAAAUAUGUUUUUUGUAAAUUUUUGAAGACUGUUAAAGUUCCUGAUGGUUAUGCAGCGAAUAUUUCACGGUGCAUCGACUUAAAGCAGCGUAGAAUCUUUGGACUUAAAAGUCAUGAUUGCCAUAUUUUGAUGCAACAAUUACUCCCUUUAGCAAUUCGAGGAAUGUUGAGUUCACAUGUAACUUCACCUUUGAUUGAGUUGAGUAAUUUCUUUCGAGAGUUAUGUUCUAAAGUUGGUUUGGCACAAGACUUUAUGCGUCUUGAAAGGCAAAUUCCGAUAACACUUUGUAAGUUUGAAAAAAUAUUUCCCCCUAACUUUUUUGACAUUAUGGUGCAUUUGGUGGUUCACUUAGCAUCUGAGGCUAGAUUAGCAGGACCUGUGCAUUAUCGUUGGAUGUAUUCUGUUGAGAGGUACUUGAGUAGAUUAAAGUCAUAUGUGCGAAAUAGAAGUCGACCGGAGGGUAGUAUGGCAAAAGGAUACCUUGCAAAUGAAUGCUUGACAUUUUGCUCGAGGUAUAUGGAAGGUGUUGAGACACAAUUCAAUCGGAUGUCUCGAAAUUAUGAUGAGGGGGGUAAUGGUACCGAAGGAUUAUCUAUUUUCUCAAUGCCUGGCUGA
This is a messenger RNA of Camellia sinensis, 1062 nucleotides long. The record is from RefSeq and is a predicted model, not a curated record. Lineage: Eukaryota; Viridiplantae; Streptophyta; Magnoliopsida; Ericales; Theaceae.